UGAGAGCACCUCUGCCAGCCAAGCCGGAGCUGGAGCCGCGCAUUGUUCUGGUGGCUGCUGCCUGCACCCUCCGGCGUUUGGGUCCGCCCCUCGCUUUUCAGCUCCCUCCUCCCGUCCAUCCCCUGUAUCUGGGCCUGCAUUCCCUUUCCCAAACGCUUCGUCCUAGAUCCUGUCCUUCCCUCUCCCAAAUUACUGGCCAGCGCCCUUGCCUGGUACCCUGCUCUCCAUCCCUCCCUCCUGCAUCUUCUUCCCCCUGACCUCCUCUCGGGUCCCCUUUUUCCCAAGGUCCGGGGCGCUCCGCUCCGCUAGGUCCCGCCCCUCCAGGCCAGGGAUGCCCUCUGCAGCCCCGCGCCCAUGGUCCUGACGCUGCUCCUCUCCGCCUACAAGCUGUGCCGAUUCUUCGCCAUGUCAGGCCCACAGUCGGGCGCCGACCGGCUGGUGGUGCCGGGGCCGGACGGGAGCGGCAGCGCGGGGCCAUGGUGGGUCGCAGGCGGCCGCGGGCCGCGCGAGGUGUCGCCUGGGGUGGGCACCGAGGUGCAGGGCGCCCUGGAGCGUGCGCUGCCCGAGCUGCAGCAGGCGCUGACGGCGCUGAAGCUGGCGGGUAGUGCGCGGGCUGUCGGCGUCGGCUUGGCGGAGGUCUUCCAUCUGGUAGAGGAGGCCUGGCAGCUGCCGGCCGUGGGCCGCGAGGUAGCCCAGGGUCUGUGCGACGCCAUCCGCCUGGACGGCGGCCUCGACCUGCUGCUGCGGCUGCUGCAGGCGACGGAGCUGGAGACGCGCGUGCAGGCCGCACGCCUGCUGGAGCAGAUCCUGGUGGCUGAGAAUCGGGACCGCGUGGCGCGCAUCGGGCUGGGCGUCAUCCUGAACCUGGCAAAGGAACGCGAGCCGGUGGAGCUGGCUCGGAGUGUGGCCGGCAUCUUGGAGCACAUGUUCAAGCACUCGGAGGAGACGUGCCAGCGGCUGGUGGCGGCCGGCGGCCUGGAUGCGGUGCUGUACUGGUGCCGCCGCACAGACACGGCGCUACUCCGCCACUGCGCGCUGGCGCUGGGCAACUGCGCCCUGCACGGGGGCCAGGCGGCGCAGCGCCGCAUGGUGGAGAAGCGCGCCGCCGAGUGGCUCUUCCCUCUCGCCUUCUCCAAAGAGGACGAGCUGCUGCGGCUGCACGCCUGCCUCGCGGUGGCGGUGCUGGCGACCAACAAGGAGGUGGAGCGCGAGGUGGAGCGCUCCGGCACGCUGGAGCUCGUGGAGCCGCUCGUGGCCUCCCUGGACCCCGGCCGCUUCGCCCGCUGCCUGGUGGACGCCAGCGACACCAGCCAGGGCCGCGGGCCCGACGACCUGCAGCGCCUCGUGCCGCUGCUCGACUCCUCGCGUUUGGAGGCCCAGUGCAUCGGGGCGUUCUAUCUGUGCGCGGAAGCUGCCAUCAAGAGUCUGCAGGGCAAGACCAAGGUAUUCAGUGACAUCGGUGCCACCCAGAGCCUGAAACGCCUGGUUUCCUACUCCACCAAUGGCACCACCUCAGCGCUGGCCAAGCGUGCGCUGCGCCUGCUGGGCGAGGAGGUGCCGAGGCCCAUCCUGCCCUGCGUGCCCAGCUGGAAGGAGGCCGAGGUCCAGACGUGGCUGCAGCAGAUCGGCUUCUCCCAGUACUGCGAACGCUUCCGGGAGCAGCAGGUAGAUGGGGACUUGCUUCUGCGGCUCACGGAAGAGGAGCUCCAGACGGACCUGGGCAUGAUAUCCAGCAUCACCCGCAAGAGAUUCUUUAGGGAACUCAGGGAGCUCAAGACCUUCGCCAACUACGCUACGUGUGACCGCAGCAACCUGGCUGACUGGCUGGGCAGCCUGGACCCGCGCUUCCGCCAGUACACGUACGGCCUGGUCAGCUGCGGCCUGGACCGCUCCCUGCUGCACCGCGUGUCCGAGCAGCAGCUGCUAGAGGACUGCGGCAUCCGCCUGGGCGUGCACCGCAUGCGCAUCCUCAUGGCCGCCAGAGAAAUGCUACACUCCCCUCUGCCCUGCACUGCCUGCAAGCCGAGUGGGGACAUUCCGGAUGUCUUCAUCAGCUACCGCCGGAGCUCAGGCUCCCAGCUGGCCAGCCUCCUGAAGGUGCACCUGCAGCUGCAUGGCUUCAAUGUCUUCAUUGAUGUGGAGAAACUGGAAGCCGGCAAGUUUGAGGACAAGCUCAUCCAGAGUGUCAUGGGUGCCCGCAACUUUGUGCUGGUGCUGUCAGCCGGGGCCCUGGACAAGUGCAUGCAGGACCAUGACUGCAAGGACUGGGUGCACAAGGAGAUCGUGACGGCUUUGAGCUGUGGCAAGAACAUUGUGCCCGUCAUCGAUGGCUUCGAGUGGCCAGAACCGCAGGCCCUGCCCGAGGACAUGCAGGCCGUGCUCAGCUUCAACGGCAUCAAGUGGUCCCACGAGUACCAGGAGGCCACCAUUGAGAAGAUCAUCCGCUUCCUGCAGGGCCGCUCCUCCCGGGACUCGUCUGCAGGCUCUGACACCAGUUUGGAGGGUGUUACACCCAUGGGCCCAACUUAACCAGUCCCUAGUCCCCACGUCCUGCUGUGACCCCCAUUUCCAUGGUCUCCCUGGAAGGAGCAGCUCCGCACACCGGCCUCCCUGGGCUGAGACAGCCUGGGCCCUUCUCAGGAAAUGGCUCUCCCUCUCCCAGACCCCCAUGGGCCACCUCAAACCCAGCUUCCUCAGUAUCCAGAAGGGGAAGCGAGGCAUUGGGUAAGGGUUAGACCACCCUUAAGCCCUGCCACCAGGUUCUCUGUCUCAGGUGUGGGAGGGUCACAGAUCAGUUCUGGAGACACUGAAGAGCGAGGGUUUGCUGCACACAACCCCCUCUCCUGCCCUGACAUCAGCCAGCUUGAGUAGGGGAUGUCAGGCAGCCUCUGACAGGAAUUAAGGCAAUGCCCAGCCCUCCCAGCCCAGCGGCCUGGGCCUGGGAACCAGCAGGGAUAAAGUCCACUGGUGGCUCUCCACCUACACUGUGCUGGUCCCCAGGUUCACCACUUCCUGCCACCCUGUGGCCUUGCCCUGAAAUCACUCAGUGUCCUUAGCUGACCUGGUCUGGUCCCAAGUCCCCUCCUAGCCUCCCUGAGGCACAGCCUCUCUCACCACAUCCUGGGUCUGGAUUGGGCUGAGCCAGCCCCUCCUCUGGCUGCUUUGCAGCUACGGCUGGGUUUGAAGCACUCACAGGUCAUGGCACUCCCUGCUCGGGCCUGGGCAGGGGCGGCCAUGUCUCAAAGGGCUGCCAGCCACCCUCCCAUGCCUUGGUGCUGUGCCUCAGGCUCCUGCCCACCCUGGCUCAGCUGGCCUCCCCAGCCCCUCCCAGCAGUAGCCUGGGCAGAGCCUGCAGCUCCUUAGGAGGAGGCAGUGUCCUGAGGAAGGGCAGGGGGUACAUUCAAACCACCUGGGAAUUUUGUUACAAUUCCAUUCAGGUGACCUGGGGUGGGGCCUGGACUUCUGCAUUUUUUGAUUCCCAGGUGAGCCCAUGAUGGUGGUCAAGAAAUGACACUUUAAGUAGCCAGGCUCUGAAAUACAAACCCCUCACCCCCCUUUACCAGCUCCCCGGCACCCUGCUCCAUGGUCUCCGCAAUCAUCAGAGCCAUUUUACGUUACCCGGUGUUAUCUCUGUUUUACAGAGGAGUCAGAUGAUGUACCAUUUUCUAAGCCAUGAGUGGCAGCCCAGGUGCCAGCCCAGUGGCAGACCUGGCCUCCUGGUGCUCAGCCCACUGCUGGUGGCACUGCCCUCCGGAGAAUCAUGCUGGAGGCUGAGACCCGGCUGGGCUGCCGCUCCACAGACAGCUGGCUUCUUCCUCGCCCCAAAGAAUCUAGAAGUGGGGAUAGGUUUUUUGACCGAGGGGCUCUAUGGAAAUAAAUGAGCAGGAACACCUCUCUGCCCCUUCCUCCAGGAGGGUAGGAAGGCUCCAGCUAACCAGGCCUGCCUCUUCCCUCUUGAGUAGCGUGUUCGCACCUCAAGUCUGGCUCAGCUCCCAGAGUGCCUCCUGCAGGUGCUGGCCAGGCCACUCUUAGCUCUUGAGCCACAUGGUCAGGAAGUCAAAGGUCUCACUCCUCCCUCGGUACUUCUCCCACUCCCCUCCCUGCCAAAGACACUGUUUAGCUGGCCCUAGCCCCAACUCUGGCUUUGACAGCACUUCCUCGUUCAUGCCAACAGGGGGCCCACCGCUGCCGGGCCCUGGCUCUGAUGGUGACUAAGGCAGAUUAGACAUUGCGCUCACAGAGCAGAGACAGUAACAAUACAGUGUGGGGAAUACCCUCCAGGAGCUUUCUGUCUUUUUGUCCCAAUCCCACUUCCUCCUGAGGUCCCCCAUGGACAGUGCUCAGAGAGGUUUCCAGCCCUGUUUUUUCUGUUUGGCACACCCUCCAGUGCUGCCCCUCCUGUCUCUCUGGGGAAUCAGAGCUCAGCCUCCCCACCCCCCAAACCCGCCAGCAGCUGAAGUGAUGACCCUCCCCCGAGCCAGGCCUGUGUGUUCUCGGGACUGCCUCCCUGCGGUGACAGGGCAGGCACCUUGGCCCCACCUUCCACCUAGGCCUGGCCUCACAGGGCUGGCCCUGAAGCAGAGAGCUGAGAAUUAGCCUUUCCCCCAAAGCCUGCUCUGACGCACGUCUCCAGCGCCAGGGUUUUCUGCUUGGCUGGACUGUAGCUGCUGUCCCCACGUUGGAGCUGAGUCAACUAGGUCCCUACCCCACCUCAUCCCACGCCUCCCCAGGGACUGAGAACUGCUCAGGGACACUCAAAGAUCGAAAGUCCAGCUCCAACUCAUUUAUCCUUCCCCCAGGUCCACGAAGAGAGGCAUCUCAUUCUAGAACGUAUGAGGCAGAAAGGAUCUCAGAAUAUUACCUCUAACCCAGUGUUUCCUAACCUGUCCAACCAUGAUCAGAUCUAGCCUUUCGUAGACGGGCUUGCUCAAGGUCACCCGUGAACCAGGCGGUGGCUGGAGUAGAGCCCAGCCCAGCGCCUUCCUCCCCCGUCCCCCUCCUGCCUCAUGCUGGGACAAUCAAUGGAUUGUCCUCUUCUUGCUCCAGUCUUCCAGUGACAGAGGGGACAGUGAGGUGGGAAUCUAGAGACAGGCCUGGGCUGUAAAGGCCACAUUGACCUUGGUUUGCCCUAGGACACACCCAUUUUACUUGAGUGAUUUCCAGCCAGAAAACUGACUGGCAGGGCUGGUAAGAGAGAAUGGGGUGGAAAUGGCAUUAGGGGGCUGGACCCUGUGGCCAAGUCUGGUUUGAAGAGUCAAGUACCACCUGAUCUGGGUCUGGUGGUAUUAUGGUACCUUAAUAUCAAAUCCAAUUUUGCCUUCUCAACUUCAGAUCCAGGCUGAGGGACGGUCUCAGCACAAGGCCAGGCUGAAAUACCUGGCGAUGGGAGGUGUUGGCAGGGCUGAGUGAUAAAAACUAAUUCUGCUUGGGCUGUUGUUGCCAGGGGGACCAGUACUGGAGCCUUCAGGGAGCGGAUCUAAUCCUCAGAAUGAGCGGCCAGGGCUCUGCUCCAAGCCUCCCUGCUUGGCUUGAUGCAAGUCUGGCAGCCCUUCAUCUCCCAGCAGCUCAGGAGAACAGAAUGGGCAGUCAGAUGAGGUCUGGGCUGGCCACGCCCAGGACCAAUCCCAUGGCAGCUCAAGGGCUUCUGCCCAGCCCAGCCCAGCAGCUGCUGUGUGACUCAUGGGGGUAGAAGGGACAGAAAAUAAAGGGCCCACAGCCCAAUGCCUUGGGUACCAGA
Molecule: messenger RNA, 5737 nt
Organism: Myotis myotis
Lineage: Eukaryota; Metazoa; Chordata; Mammalia; Chiroptera; Vespertilionidae
Gene: SARM1
Product: sterile alpha and TIR motif containing 1
Exons: 9
Coding region: 355-2529 (724 amino acids)
Biological process (GO): negative regulation of MyD88-independent toll-like receptor signaling pathway; signal transduction; response to axon injury
Cellular component (GO): dendrite
Molecular function (GO): signaling adaptor activity; protein binding; NAD+ nucleosidase activity
Source: RefSeq, a predicted model, not a curated record